GGGUUUAAGAUUGGGACCAUGCGCUUCGUGCCAUGAUGCCUCCCCGAUUAGGGUUAGGGUUAGGGUUUGGGCUAGGGCUUCUUCUGAGGAAAGGGAGACCUGUGAGGAGGACAAAGGAUUACUGCUUUAAUUUUCUUCCCUUUCUUCAUCGUCGCUCGGUCUCUCUUGGAGGCUGGCGAGCCUUUUCCAGCUAUUCCGUUGAGCAGUUCUCCGAUGAUGAGUACGAGUGCGAGUUCGAGGAUCAGAAGCCAUCCUCAUCAGUGGCCAACAUAGAUGAGUGGAGGUGGAAACUUAGUUUGCUUUUACGGAAUACUGAAGAACAAGAGAUAAUUUCUAGAGAUAAAAGGGAUCGCCGUGAUUAUGAGCAAAUCUCUAACCUAGCAAAAAGGAUGGGCCUUUACAGUGAGCUUUAUGGGAAGGUAGUAGUUGCCAGCAAAGUACCUUUGCCAAAUUACAGGCCUGAUCUUGAUGACAAGAGGCCACAGAGAGAGGUUGUUAUCCCACUCAGUUUGCAAAGGAGGGUUGAGGGUCUACUGGAAGAAUACCUUGAUAGAUUCCAAUUGACAUUUGGCAAGAGCAGAGGUGAUAUGGGAGCUGAUUCUUCAAUCCAGAAUGUUGAAGAUGUGGGUCCUGAUGAAAACCAGGAAUUCUUUGUUGAUGAUUUAGUCAUGGAAAAGAUUCUUCAGAGAAAGAGUUCUCGAAUGCGUAACUUGCAGAGAAGCUGGCAGGAAUCUCCUGAGGGCAUCAAGAUGCUAAAUUUUAGGAAAUCUCUUCCUGCAUACAAGGAAAAGGAGAAACUGUUGUCAGCGAUUGCACGGAAUCAGGUCGUAGUAAUUUCUGGAGAGACUGGUUGUGGUAAAACUACUCAACUUCCACAAUAUGUCUUAGAAUCUGAAAUAGAGUCUGGUCGUGGGGCUUUCUGUAAUAUUAUAUGUACGCAGCCAAGAAGAAUAUCUGCUAUGGCUGUGUCUGAAAGAGUAUCUGCAGAAAGAGGAGAGAAUUUGGGUGAAUCUGUUGGUUAUAAAGUUCGAUUGGAGGGAAUGAAAGGAAAAAAUACACACCUUCUUUUCUGUACCAGUGGUAUUUUGCUAAGAAGGUUGUUGGGGGAUCGCAAUUUGAAUGGUAUAACACAUGUUUUUGUUGAUGAGAUCCAUGAAAGAGGCAUGAAUGAAGACUUUUUGUUAAUUGUGUUGAAAGAUCUCCUUCCACGCCGUCGUGACUUGAGGUUGAUAUUAAUGAGUGCCACCUUGAAUGCGGAACUUUUUUCAAAUUAUUUUGGUGGGGCUCCCACAAUACAUAUUCCUGGAUUUACUUACCCUGUAAGGGCACAUUUUCUUGAAGAUGUUUUGGAGAAAACUGGAUAUAAGUUGACAUCGUUCAACCAAAUUGAUGAUUAUGGCCAAGAAAAGAUGUGGAAAACACAGAGGCAAUUAAUACCACGGAAGAGAAAGAAUCAAAUAACUGCAUUGGUUGAGGAUGCUCUUAAAAUGUCUAGUUUUAAAAGCUACAGUUCCAGAGCACGUGAUUCUUUGGCUUCUUGGUCACCUGACUGCAUAGGAUUUAAUCUUAUUGAAGCUGUUUUAUGUCACAUAUGUAGGAAGGAACAACCGGGUGCUGUGCUAGUUUUUAUGACUGGCUGGGAUGACAUAAAUUGCUUGAGGGAUCAGCUUAAGGCACAUCCUCUCUUAGGAGAUCCUAAUAGGGUUUUGUUGCUCACAUGUCAUGGCUCUAUGGCUACGUCAGAGCAGAAAUUAAUUUUUGAGAAGCCACCACCUAAUGUACGGAAAAUAGUCCUUGCUACAAACAUGGCUGAGGCAAGCAUCACAAUCAAUGAUAUCGUUUUUGUGGUUGAUUGCGGAAAAGCUAAGGAGACCACGUAUGAUGCUCUGAAUAAUACACCUUGCCUGCUUCCAUCUUGGAUUUCAAAAGCGUCUGCACGGCAAAGAAGAGGCAGGGCUGGUCGUGUCCAACCUGGAGAGUGUUAUCAUCUCUACCCGAAAUGUGUAUAUGAUGCAUUUGCAGAAUACCAGCUUCCUGAGCUUCUGAGAACUCCUUUGAACUCUUUAUGUUUGCAAAUAAAAAGCUUGCAACUUGGCACCAUUGGAGAGUUUUUGUCGGCUGCAUUACAACCUCCAGAACCACGUGCUGUCCAUAAUGCAGUUGAGCUCCUAAAGAUGAUCAGGGCAUUAGAUGAUAAGGAAAACCUUACUAAUCUUGGGCGCUUCCUUUCUGUGCUUCCAGUUGAUCCAAAGCUGGGGAAGAUGCUUGUCAUGGGUGCUAUCUUUCAUUGUCUUGAUCCAAUUCUUACAGUUGUGUCUGGCUUAAGUGUUCGAGAUCCUUUUCUCUUACCCCAAGAUAAGAAGGAUUUAGCAGGAACAGCAAAAUCAAGAUUUUCUGCGAAAGACUAUAGUGAUCAUAUGGCUCUUGUUCGUGCGUUUGAGGGCUGGAAAGAUGCAGAGAGAGAAGGCUCUGCUUAUGAGUACUGCUGGAGAAAUUUCCUUUCAGCGCAAACUCUUCAGGCCAUUAAUUCUCUCAGGAAGCAAUUUCACUUUAUCUUGAAAGAUGCUGGCUUAUUAAAUGCUGACAUGGCCAUUAAUAAUAGUUUGAGCUGCAAUCAGUCAUUGGUCCGUGCAAUUAUCUGUUCUGGUCUCUUUCCUGGGAUAACAUCUGUUGUGCACAGGGAGAAAUCAAUGUCGUUCAAGACAAUGGAUGAUGGCCAAGUGCUACUAUAUGCAAACUCUGUGAAUGCACGGUACCAGACUAUUCCAUACCCAUGGCUUGUCUUUGGUGAGAAAGUUAAGGUCAAUACAGUCUUUAUUCGUGAUUCAACUGGUGUGUCUGAUUCCAUAUUGAUCCUUUUCGGUGGGUCACUUUGUAAAGGAGAGAUGGCUGGACACUUGAAGAUGUUGGAUGGCUAUCUUGACUUUUUCAUGGAUCCUGGUUUAGCAGAAUGCUUUUGGAACUUGAGGAUAGAGCUCGAUAGACUUCUCCAGAGGAAGCUUGAAGAACCCAGCUUCGAUAUCCACAAAGAAGGGAAAUACCUGAUGCUGGCCAUGCAAGAGCUAGUUGCCGGAGACCUAUGUGAAGGGAGGUUUGUAUUUGGCCGGGAAACAAAACGUGGCAGGACUAGCAGCACCAAUGAGAAUGACAACAAGCACAAGUUCCUGAAGGAUGGGAUGAACCCCAAGAGCCUGCUGCAGACUCUGCUGAUGAGGGCCGGACACACCCCUCCGAAGUACAAGACAAAGCACCUGAAGACCAAUGAGUUCAGGGCAAUAGUUGAAUUUAAAGGGAUGCAGUUUGUGGGGAAGCCGAAGAAAAACAAACAACUUGCAGAGAGGGAUGCUGCCAUUGAGGCAUUAGCAUGGUUAACACACACAUCUGAUAACAGCCACCAGAAUGAGGAUGAUGAUUCCCCUCUUGACAUCACUGAUAACAUGUUGAAACUUCUUAACAAGAGGAGGUCAAGGAGGCGCACAUGAUUGAUUUUGAUUUUGAUUUUGAUUUUGAAUAGAUGCUUUGCAUGUUCAAGGGCUGAAUCACGGAUUAGUAUGCGACUUGACAUGCAAGACAGUGGACUGCACCAGCUACUUUGCUUUGAUUUGCUGCUAGCCAUUC
Dioscorea cayenensis subsp. rotundata (Guinea yam) is the source of this 3618-nucleotide messenger RNA. RefSeq names its product DExH-box ATP-dependent RNA helicase DExH3-like. Gene Ontology annotation, cellular component: intracellular anatomical structure; nucleus. The record is from RefSeq and is a predicted model, not a curated record. NCBI's taxonomy places the organism in Eukaryota, Viridiplantae, Streptophyta, Magnoliopsida, Dioscoreales, Dioscoreaceae. Gene Ontology annotation, molecular function: ATP binding; RNA binding.